Molecule: messenger RNA, 1227 nt
Organism: Pyrenophora tritici-repentis Pt-1C-BFP
Lineage: Eukaryota; Fungi; Ascomycota; Dothideomycetes; Pleosporales; Pleosporaceae
Product: Herpes-BLLF1 multi-domain protein
Source: RefSeq, a predicted model, not a curated record
AUGUACGCACCACAGUAUCCGACUCCUCCCCCGGGCUACAUGCCCUACGACUACCACCGCACGACGCCGCCCAUGUCGCCCGGCCCCGGUGCCAGCUACUACUCGCCGCGUCACGCGCCCCAGAUGGCAACCCCGCGAGGCAGCCCCAAGGUGCAAGCCCACACUCGCCGCGCAUCGCACGCCGUACCACCAAACUACUCGUACCAGCCCACACCUCGUGGAGGGGCCAUGCCUCAGUAUGGUGCCGCAGAUCCGCGCACGUAUGCUACGCCGAGAGGCACCCCCGAAUUUGUAAGUCAUUUUGGUUACAGUCCUCCACGUCGGCAUCGCCGCGACUCAGACGCCCAGCCUCUCAAGCGCAGCAAUCGCGAGAGGCAGCGUCGUCCGUCGCAGUCGGCCCGCUACGUCCAUACCAAAGUUGUCUAUGACGACCAAGGCUUCGGCUACGAACGCGAAUACGCCUAUGAUGACUACGAGUACCCACCGCCGCCGUACGAACAGUAUGCGCGCAACGACAUGUACGGACGGGAUGCUGAUCGAUAUUGUCAUGAUCAGGUCCCCAUCUAUGAGCCAGAGCCAAAGUCAAACCGCCCACGCCGCGCCUCCGCCUCGACCCGGCAGCCUGCCGCUUCCCCGAAGAAGCCCACCGCACCACCAAAGUCCAGCCCCAAGGCCACCGAAGAAGAUGCGCGCCGCGCUGGCAUCCCCGCCGGUUACUCGUACAAGAACUGGGACCCCACCGAGGAGCCCAUCAUGCUUCUCGGAUCCGUCUUCGAUGCCAACUCGCUCGGCAAGUGGAUCUACGACUGGACCGUCUUCCACUACGGCCCCGCCACCCCCCUUGCUGAGAUGGCAGGUGAGCUUUGGCUCCUCCUGAUCCAGCUCGCCGGCAAAGUCAAGAGGGCCGACGAGACGAUGCCCAAGAUCCGCAAGAAGGAGAACCAUGAAAUGGUCGAGGACUUCCUCGAGAGCGGAGAGCGUCUCUGGGUCCGCUUCGCCAAGCUCCUCAAGGUGUGUGAGGACUACAUGUGGAAGGCGGCCAAGAAGGAGAGCGGCCAAACCAAGCCCGUCUCCAUGGGCAAGAACAGCGGCAAGGAGUUUGUCGAGUCCAUCUUCGGUCGCGACCGAGAACUUGAAAAGACGGAGAAGCUCAUGACGGGCAUGCGCCUCUGGUCUAUGCGUUUCGACGCAAACUGCGAAGACAUUCUUCGCUAUCCAUCCGCUUAG